This is a messenger RNA of Tricharina praecox, 1188 nucleotides long. RefSeq lists its product as uncharacterized. The record is from RefSeq and is a predicted model, not a curated record. NCBI's taxonomy places the organism in Eukaryota, Fungi, Ascomycota, Pezizomycetes, Pezizales, Pyronemataceae. The transcript has a single exon. The coding region runs from base 141 to 986 and encodes 281 amino acids. Gene Ontology annotation, cellular component: cytoplasm; nucleus. Gene Ontology annotation, molecular function: RNA polymerase II CTD heptapeptide repeat phosphatase activity; RNA polymerase core enzyme binding.
CUCCGAAGCUUCGCGCCACGGAACCUUCCGUCGUCCUGCCAGCUCCCCACCACACCUACCCACCUCCACAGCCAGCUCCCCCCGCCACCACCAGCACCGCCACCACCACCACCACCACCACCACCACCACCAGCCCAAUCAUGCUCCCAACCUCCAUCUCCUUCGGCGACGCCCCUCCGCCCAAGUCGAUCCUCAAAUCCUCCGGCGCUGCCCGUCGCACUCCCUCGGAAGCGCGCAAAAUCGCCUUAACCCACGCCUCAACCCUCCAAAUCCGCAAGUCCCUCGAACUCUCGAUCCUCUCCUCCCUCACUUUCCUCCUCGACCUCCCACCCCCCUCCGCAGAAGUAUUUAAGCACCACAUCCGCUUCUUCACGCCGGCGGACUACGACGGGCUGCUCGAGGAGCGCAACAUCCUCGAGCUGUGCGGGUACGCGCUUUGUGCGCGGCCGGUGGCGCGGCGGAGGGUGCGCUCUAGGCUCGCGAGGACACAAGGCGGAGAGUGGGUGCAGAGGGAACAGCUCGAGAGGUUUUGUGGUGAGGCCUGUAGGAAACGCACCCUGUGGGUUAGGGUGCAGUUGAGUGAGGAGGCGGCGUGGAAUAGAGGGGAUGUGGUCGGGCGCGCGGAGGUGGAUGAAGUCACCGGAGAGGUGAGAGGUGUCGAUUUGGAUAGUGAGGUGCCGCCGGUGGGGUGGAGGGGCGGGGUGAGGUUGCUUGAGGAGGAGGAGGGGGCGGGGGAGGCGGGGGAGAGGGAGAAGGGCUGGGCGGGCGGCGAGGGGAAGGAUGUGUGGAAGCUUGCGGAGGAUCUUAAGGGCGUGGGGAUUGCGGAGGAUGGGAAGGGCGGCGUUAAGGGAGGGGUGCUGGCGGAUGUGGUGGAGAGGAGGACUGAGGUCACGAUUGUUACGUUACCGCAGGCUGACGAUCAUGGCGCUGCGGCAGCAAUCGAGGGCUAUGUUCCCAAGGCUCAGAGGGGAAAUGAUAAGGAGUAAAAUAAUACGAUACAAAAACGAUCAUGGCUCCACAGGAAUAUAUCCCUUGCUUACAGGUUCAUCUGCAAGACUGCACAAAUACUCCACAGCCACACCAUCACAACCAGAAAACGUCUACAAUCAACCACCAGCUCAAUUCCAGUAUAGAGUGAAGUAAAGGACGUAAGUAUGUAUGCAAAGCGGGAAGGAAAAAAUAACAGCA